This is a messenger RNA of Hyphopichia burtonii NRRL Y-1933, 3140 nucleotides long. It is a transcript of the gene TFC4, whose product is annotated as transcription factor TFIIIC subunit. Bases 51 to 3092 code for a protein of 1013 amino acids. Lineage: Eukaryota; Fungi; Ascomycota; Pichiomycetes; Serinales; Debaryomycetaceae. Gene Ontology annotation, cellular component: transcription factor TFIIIC complex. Gene Ontology annotation, biological process: transcription by RNA polymerase III. The record is from RefSeq and is a predicted model, not a curated record. The transcript has a single exon. Gene Ontology annotation, molecular function: protein binding.
AUCAAUUCUUUUCUUCAAUUAACUUCUGUUAGAGGAGCUGCUCCCAAAAUAUGCCCGUGACGAAUCAAGUGCACCUUGGAGAGAUCCCUGGUGUCAAUUCCAGAGAUAAGGGGAGAGAAGAAGACGAAAGUGAGGUGGGGGCCAAUUCCUCUGAUGAAAUUAGUUUGGGACUUUCAUCUGGCAGUGAAGAUGAAUUGGCGCUGAUUGAAGAUGAAGACGAUGAAGACGAAGAAGAGGAAGGGACGAAUAAGGCUAAACGACCUACCAGGGCGAGAAAUCCCGCAACAUCUACGUAUCAAGAUGAUUUAUUGGACGGUAUAGACUUUCAACUUUCCGAUGAUAGUUUUGAUGACCUGGAUGGACAAGUGCUAUUCACGUCAUCUUCUGAUGAGUAUCAAGAUAAUGAGGAAGCGGAGGAUGAUUUGGAUGAAAAUUACGACUUCAAAGAAGCGCUUCGGUUGGCAGGUAAUUUCCGAUCGAAAAAGAAGAAGAACGUCAAAACCAAGUCGUAUUGGAAAAGGAAAAUGAUGAGAACCACCAAUAGAGAGUUGGAUCCCGAAGUCAGAAUGCAUUUGUCCCAAGCAAAUGAAGCGUUUGUCCGACAAGACUUUCAGCUGGCGUUGAAUUCGUAUCUUGAAGUUAUCAAGAAGGAUCCUAAGAAUUUUAAUGCGUAUAAAACAUUGGGUGAAAUCUAUAAAUCACAAGGAAGACUACAUGAGUGUUGUAACUAUUGGUUACUAGCGGCUAAUAUUCACCCGUGGGAUAGUCAAUUUUGGUCUAAUGUGGCAGAAUUGAGUAGUGAAUUGGGGUAUAUUGAUCAGGCCAUAUAUUGUUAUACGCGUGCUAUUUCGGCAGACUCUAAUAAACGGCCUGAAUUCAUCCUAGAAAGAGCUAUAUUAUAUAAGGAAAAGAAACAAUAUGGUCGUGCUUUAGAAGGAUUCCAAAAGAUACAUUCACUUUUCCCCACUGAUUCAAAUAUCAUUAAAAAUUUGGCUAGUGUUUACUUGGAACAAAAAAGAGUUAAUGAUGCCAUAAACUUAUAUAUGAGCAUAUUGGAUCAAAACAUGCGCCCUUCGGAGUCAACUGAAUCUCAGGUUCCCUCUUUUGAUUGGGCAGAACUUAAUAUUUUAUGUGAACUUUAUUUGAGCCAACAUGCCUAUGUAGUAGGUAUAAAAAUUCUCAAAUUAGUUGCAAGAUGGUUACAAGAUAGAAGUGAUGAAAAAUGGUGGGAUGAGCAAGAUAACGAUAUCGAAUUUGAUAGAAGAAGAUUUACGGUCAUUAAGCAAAGAUCAGCUACAGACCAAGAAGCAGCUCAAGAUAAAGAAUUUGAUUUACCCAUUGAUAUAAGAUUUAAAUUGGGUGUUUUAAGACUUGGAUUGGAUCAAAAAGAAGAAGCAAUGUUUCAUUUCGACUAUUUGAGAGAUGAAGAAGAAAUUGCUGAUUUACUAUUUGAAGCCGGUAAAGCUUUAGAAGCACAAGGUUAUAACGAAGAUGCAAUAGAGUUUUUAAAUAAAGCCUAUGAUGAUGAAGAACAAAGAUCAACCGAAUUGCUCGAGCUUAUGGGGAAAUGUAAUUUAGAAAUGGGUGAAUAUCAACAAGCAAAAGAGAUAUACACUUCUUUAGCUGAGGUUUUACCAGAAAGUUUAGAUAUUAAACUUGCCCUCAUUGAAGCGCUGUACCAUUUGGGUGAUGUGGAAGAAGCCGGGGUACUUUUGGAACGUGUAUCGGCAAUGGCCAAAGAUACUGAAAAGGAAGGUAUAAAAGACACCCUGGGAGAUGACGAGGAACCACUACCUCUUAUCAACAAUACUCAAUUAAUACGAUCCGCCAGAAGUGCCAAACUCACCGAGGAUGAGAGAAUCGAUAUUGAAAAUAAUGCAAAAAGAAGAGUACUUGAAAAAUUCCAUCGUAUGCAACGAUUACAACCUGCUAUUGAUACCCAUGACCGAGUUGCGGUAAUGGCAUGGAUCAAACUUGCCGCACAGUUAGUUGAAAUGUUUAUGAGUGUACGUAGCUUCUUUCCUAGAGAUAAAAAUCGGUUAUUCAAAGGGAUCAUUUUAUAUAAAAGAAAAAAACAAAUGGGGAUCAAUGAUAAACUUGCCCGUGUUUAUAACUUAUAUGAAGGGAUGACGGCUCCUGAUAACAUCAGACAUGAACUUACUUCUGUGACUGAAUAUCGAGGGUUAAGUUAUGAUGAAUGGUUUUUCAUAUUUGUACAAUACGCAAUCUUAUUACAUCAAUACGAGGAAAAUAUUGAAAUCGCCAUUCAAACCAUAGAGAUUGCCCAAGGGGUAAGUGUCUUCGUUCAGGAUAAAAAGAAAAGUAAUAUCAUGAAAUUAAUUCGAUUAAUGUUUUCAAUUAACCAGGAUGACGCUACUGGAAUAGCAGUUCAUGUUAGACAUUUCUUAUCUGUCAAUCAAUUUUCUCCCUUUAUGUAUAAAUUUUUCAUGUGUUGUUUUAGUUCAGGAUCAAAAAGAUGGGCUUCUUAUACUAGUUAUCUUCACCAAAAGUUUUUCUUAAGACAAGUGAAGGCAUUUGAUUCUAUUUUGAAAAAUACCAAAAUUACCGGUAUGGCCACCAUCACAGCAGAUGUCAAGAAUGUUAAUUUGAAAAAAGAUAACUUGGAAGUGCUUUAUACAUACGCUACGCUUUUCGGUGGGAGCAGAAGUCAUGUUUCCGAAGUAAUUUAUGCUAAUCGUGCCUACCAAAACUAUCACCAGGAUCCUACUGUAUGCUUGAUAUUGGGUAUUUCUCAUGUUCACCGUUCCAUGCAAAGAUUAAGUACAAACCGUCAUCUCCAAUUACUCCAAGGUAUUAGUUACCUCUUGGAAUACAGAUCCCACCGUCUCGCCAAUGCCACAAAUUACGAGCGUCAAGAAGUUGAAUUCAACUUUGGACGUCUUUUCCAAAUGAUUGGCUUACCAUCUCUUGCGGUCAAGUUUUACGAUAAAGUUCUUUCUUUCCAUGAUAAACUUGAAGAUUCUAAAUACGAUUUACUGAUGGAAGCAGCCCACAAUUUGUCUUUAAUCUACACCAUUAGUGGUAACACUGCUUUGGCAAGAGAAAUCACCGUCAAGUAUCUAACCAUUUGAGUAUCUUCAUUUGUAUAUUAGUUAACUGUAUAAUUAUUACAAUUUUUC